This is a messenger RNA of Plasmodium knowlesi strain H, 3855 nucleotides long. Its product is annotated as phosphoglycerate mutase, putative. NCBI's taxonomy places the organism in Eukaryota, Apicomplexa, Aconoidasida, Haemosporida, Plasmodiidae. Gene Ontology annotation, cellular component: cytoplasm. The transcript has 2 exons. Bases 1 to 3855 code for a protein of 1284 amino acids. Gene Ontology annotation, molecular function: phosphatase activity. The record is from RefSeq and is a predicted model, not a curated record.
AUGAAGGGAAAUCAUUCAUAUGAAAGAAACCACCCAGGUAAUUGGAACACUAACGCCCAGGCGAUUAAUAGGAAGAAAUUAAAUAUAAAAAAUGGAAGGAUUAACGACAUAUACAAUUACAACGGAGGGGUGAAUAAAUUUUCAGGGCCCCAUGUAAACGCUUUAAAUGAUAAAAAAAAGGGUUAUGUGAAUGUGGAGGAAGAAGACAGCAAAGGUAAGAUUCCCCCCAAAAAUAUGGCCUCUUACCAUUACGUAGACCACGGUUACUACGACAUGGGAAAUGCGAACAACAUGUCAUAUGGAAAGGCGAACUACUACAAUCAGGCAUUCAUCAAGUUCCCGAACGGUAAAGGUGCUGUUGGUGGCUACGGCGGGAGCGGGAACUAUGUUGGAAGUCGAAACGUUGGUGGCAUCAGCAACUAUGCUGGUAGUGGCUAUGGCGGAAGCGGUUACGGAGGAAGCGGUUAUGGAGGAAGCGGCUACGGAGGCAGUGGCUACGGUGGCAAUGGCUAUGGAAGUUACGGUUAUGCUAGCUAUGGGAACUAUGGAAACCAUGGGGGUAAUAACUACGGAUAUCACGGGGUGAACGGUGCAUACGAUUACAGUGGUUACAAUUACGGUGCCUACGAGAAUUAUGAGGGCCAGGCUAAUUUCAAUAGCCAAUACGACUGUUACGAAAAUUAUAAUGGAUAUGAAGGGAACGGCUACAACGGUUACAACGAUUAUUAUGAUAGCGGCUACAACAAUUACGGGAGCCACCACCUGUGGAAUAAUAACAACGGCAACGCGCACGACGCGCACAAUGAGGGGGCCAGCAAUUAUGCCCACCACAGUUACGGCACCCCGGAGAGUGCGCAGACGCCUAAUUACGAAUUUGGUGGAGCCAAGUACCACCAUUACGACCCCCCCCAUCUACCCCACAAGGGAAACGAAUCGCACGUUAAGUUUAACGAGCUUAUUAGCGAUGUGUAUUAUAAGUCAUCCUAUUAUCUAAAGAGAAAUAGGAAGUACAUGCAGAAUCUGCUUAAGUCCAAUUGUGUAAUCAAUAUAUACCUGGUAAGGCACAUGGAAGCUAUGCAUAACCGAGAAGUUCUCGACAAAACGGACAAGGUGAGGGAUCUAAUUUAUAAGGACAUUAAGUAUCUCGACUGUGGGGCUAGUGAACAAGGAAAACAAAUGUGUGAGAAUUUGAAAAAAGAUGGUAACAACAGGCUCUAUCAGAAGGUUAUGGAGUUGUACAACGAAUCUUUGAAGAAAGUUGAUAUCCCCUCCACUUCCGGUGUUGACAUCAGUGGCGCUACGAACAAGGGUUCUGUUACUCCCCCUAGUAACAGUACUCCCCCUGUGGAUCCUGUUGGUAGUGCGAAGAAAGGCAUCCUGGAAAGGAACAACGACUUCAUCAUCAUCAGCUCCCCUCUGAGGAGGUGCCUAGAAACCAUGAAGUACUACUUUAACUUUAAGAAAAACAUUCUUAUCUACGAGUCGGUACGAGAAAUGGCAGGCAACUACUCAAGCGAUCAGAGGUCCAAAACUUCCGAUGUAAAGAAAUUCUGUGAACAGAAUUUUGAAGACUACGAGGUAGUUUGCUUUGGAGAGAACGACAUUUUUUAUGGAGACAAAUUUAGGGAAUCGUCUGACCAGGUGUACUGUAGGUGCUUGCAGUUUUUGAAAAUGGCCCAUUCCCUCGCUGUGAAUUAUUUUGCCUCUUUGGAGAGGGAAAACGGAGAGGAGGAUGAUGCAGAGGAAGCAGACAAGCGAGAGGAUGGCACGGAAGAAAACCAAAUGCCUGGGGGGGGUAAUGUGGAGAAGGAUCUGUGCGGCGGCAUGGGUGGACCAACUGGGGAAGUGAUGGAAAAGUCGUGCGAAGAGGGGAAAAUAAAGCGAGAAGAUCAUGUGCAGCAGGAGUGUCAAGAGAACCUAACAGGGGAGGGGCUCGUCGCAGAGGUAUCCACGUGUAAGAAGAGCGAGCAGGAGGGAAAAGUAGUCGACGGAGGGGAAGUAGCAGAUGGAGGAAAAGUGUCAGAUGAGGAUAAGAACUUAGCGAACGAGAAGAAAUCGAAAGGAAAGGAAAAAAAACGAGUAUAUAACAUCGUACUGGUUUCGCACAGUUCGUUCAUUAUGCACUUUUUGGCUCUUCUAGAUUACUUCGACUUGGGUGCGAGAAACUUUAACAACUGUGAGAUCAGGAAGGUGGUGAUUCCCUUGUCUAACACGUUUCUCUUUUUUAACAACGUGGUGAACAUGCAGCUAGCCAAACCCGUAUGCAACAACAAUUUUCCUAUUGUCUUUAGGAACAAGAACAAAAUUCUGAAGAAGGCAUUCAAAGACAAGAACAUCUACACACUCAGCACAUACAAUGAUUUUGAUGAACUGACCUGCCAACAUCCAUGCACUGUGGUGAUUUAUCAAUACGCCUCCCUGGUGAACGAAGAGAAAUAUAUGAAGUAUUUGGAGAAGGUGAAAAAUUUUAUCGAUCUUGCGAAUAAGGAGCAUGAACAAGAAGAAAAGUUCUUCUCCAAUGGAAUGUUUAAGAAUUACGUGAAGGAGGAUAAGGACAACAUGGGUAGAAGUGUCCUCGUAUCAGAUGCUAGCGAGCAUAUACUUUAUGUGAAAGAGAAAAAUGCAUGGGAAGUAAACAAGAAGGGUUUUUUUGUGGGUCAAAAUGUAGUUAUCAUAGUUUUACCACAUGUAGAACCCACUGUAAGUUCUAACAACGUGAAUAUAAGUAAUAAUACAAAAGAAAAACCGACUGAGAAAUCUGCCCAUCUGGAUAAUGUACUGCAGGUUGUAAACAAUUAUAAUCACGUACAGGAUUUAAUCAAGUCCAAGGAUUUUUGGAAAGUUGUAAAAGAAAAUAUAAACAAUAUGGAUCUUAAUACAUUUCAAGAAUACCUGAUUGGCAAAUAUACAAAGAAUGUGAAGUCUGAGGAGGCAGAUAAUGUUUGCUAUUUGGAUUUGAGUAGUUGCCUGGAAAGUAAAUCUUUCAUGGAUACGUUCCAAGACAGAUGUAAUGGGUACUUGAAGCGUCUAAAGGAACGAUGCGAUGCUUUUCCGUAUGUAGAUUUGGAGAACGAGUGUAGAUACAUUAAUGAAAAUUUACUUAUGGACAUGUUUCCAAGGGAAUAUGCCUCCGGUACAAGGGGUCGCCUUGCUGCCGGAAGUGGUAACCGAUCUGGUGAUUGGACAAACGGUAAGGAAGACACCACAUUGGAUCAGAAUACCUUAGUUAGGAAGAAGUUUAUGUGUAUUCCUAGAAGAGCAGCAGCCAGUGCGAAAGUAGCCGCAGAGGCGCUAUUUGGCCAUUCCAACAAAUCAACAACUGUUGCAGUCACAUCAGGGGGAGGAGACAGCCCAGUGUCGAGUAAGAACUUCCUACAGGAGAACAUCAACACACUUAAGUCUUUCCCGCAGUCUAUUCAGAACUUAAGCGUUGAAAUGUUCUAUCGGGACCAUUUCUUCUACUUCCACUGUCUACAUCGGUUCAUAAAAAGCAAAAACAAAGUUGAGGGACUCAUCAUAUCAAAGCUACUAACCUUCCUUGAUCUCUUAAGAGCCUUCGACGUUAGUGCAACGAAUAAAAUUUUUCAGAAAUUAUCCAAACUGGAGGGCCUCAUUGAGAAUAACACAUGUUUGGAUGAGGAAGAUAGACUGGUCAACACGUACUCCUGCGAUAAGAAGUGCGCCCAGGUGAAUAACACCUCCUAUUAUGACGAAUCCGCCAGGAAAUACAAAUUACUUCAGACUUUGCGAGGACGGAAGAAGAAGGUUGUGGACGAUCUGAAUUACAUGCGAUACAAUCUUCUGACUGUUGCCGGAGGAGCAGAGAACGUUUUCAUUUUAAAUGUCCUGAAGUAG